This is a messenger RNA of Micromonas pusilla CCMP1545, 1011 nucleotides long. RefSeq lists its product as uncharacterized. Lineage: Eukaryota; Viridiplantae; Chlorophyta; Mamiellophyceae; Mamiellales; Mamiellaceae. The coding region runs from base 1 to 942 and encodes 313 amino acids. The record is from RefSeq and is a predicted model, not a curated record. The transcript has a single exon.
AUGUCGGCGAUCGCCUCGACCGUCGCGCUCGGCGCCUCCGCGCGCCGCGCGGCCGCGCCCGCGAAGCGCGGAGAUCUCGCGGGCAAGCGCGCGGCCACCAUCGGCGAUAGGCUCGCCAAGGCGACCGAGGGCAUUCCCAAGCCGAACCUCCCUUCCCUGCCCAAGGUGAACCUCCCGUCCGCGCCGAAGAUGCCGUCCAUCGGCGGCGGCAAAGAAGCGUCCGAAGGGCCGGGGUACACCCCCGCGCGCGACGGCGAUACGCUGUACGUCGGUCAGGGCAAGUACAUCAAAGACGAUAAAGCCGGGAUCGUGUCCAAGACGGGGAGGGACUCGCUGUACGUCGGCGGGUUCGCCGGAGGCGAGGAAGGCCUCCAGAAUUACCGCGACGUGCUGAAGGAAGACCCGGGCGCGAUCGCGGUCGCGAAGAAGUCCGGGAAGAAGCCGCGAAGGGAAUCCAAAGAGGUGGACCUCUCGAAAGACUUUGGCGCGUGCGCGGGCGGGUUCCCCGGCGGCGAGGUCGGCCUGAAAGCGUUCAACGCCACCGGCGUCGUCGCGACGCGGUCGGCCCCGCCCACCAUCGGGUGGGGCCCGCCCGUGCUCCUCCUCCUCGCCAUCGGCGGGACGGGGUACUACCUCAACGGCGGCGAUAUGAGCGUCGAGGGCGUCCAAUCCUCGCUCAGCGUCGAGUCGCUCGACGCGCGGCUCAGCGCGGCGUCGUCCCUCGCGUCCGGGGCGAAGGGCACGCUCGACGCGAACCUCGCGCCGGAGCAGGAGGCUGUCCUCGGGGAGGUUGUCCUCGGCGGGCUCGGCGUGAUCGUCGCCCUCUCGCUGGUGAAGAGCGCGGCGAAGAAGGCGGCGGAGAGCGCGGGGGACGUCGCAAAGGUCGCCUUGCUCGGCGCCGCGACCGCGGGCGUCGCGGGGAAGAUCUUGAACAUUUGGUGAUGUGAUGGAGGACUGUGUGCGCGCGUACUGUAGACGAACGACGAUGAGAAUACUCACCCUUAUCCAACC